AUGUCCCUGGAGGAGCAUCGGCCGCUGCUUCCGUCGGACAGCAUUCACUAUGCUUCUGAGACAACUUCAUCGACUCUAGCCAAAGCCCGUCGUCAGACCAAACGUUUCUUGGCUUCGAAGAUCGGCCACUACUCCAUCUUGCUCCUGGUGGCCCUGGAUGUCUCUUCCAUCUUUGCAGAUCUCGUGAUCUCCUCGCUGGCGUGUGAGGGCCAUAUACCACUCAAAGAUGCCGCCACCGCGACCGAAAUCCUCGGAGUCGUAAGCCUGGUCUUCUCCUGCCUCUUCAUGGUUGAGCUGCUCGCAAGUGUCUGGGCCUUUGGAUGGCAGUAAGUCCUUCUCGCAAUGCUAACCUCUAUCUCUAUCAAACACGAGCAUGAGUCUCAAGGUGUCAGAAAUUUUGUUCUACCUACCUUCGAGCCAGAAGCUUACAACGCACCACUCUCAUCGAAUGCCUUUUGGCCUUUCCUGCUCUCACGUCCUGAAUAUCCCACUGACGAUCCUCUCAGAUUCUUCCGCUCUCCUUUCCAUUGCCUAGACGCCUUCAUCAUCCUCCUGGGCUUUGUCCUCGACAUCCUUCUCCGCGGCACAACCCUCGAGGAAAUCGGCUCCAUAGUCGUCGUCCUCCGCCUCUGGCGUGUCCUGAAAAUCAUAGACGAACUCAGCGCAGGUGCAGCAGAGCAAAUGGAACCCCUCAAUCAAAGGAUCGAAGCACUCGAAAAGGAGAACAGAGACUUACGAGAAGCUCAAGAUCGACAGGUCUGA
Messenger RNA from Lecanosticta acicola, 762 nucleotides. Lineage: Eukaryota; Fungi; Ascomycota; Dothideomycetes; Mycosphaerellales; Mycosphaerellaceae. The record is from the annotation of a GenBank genome assembly.